CGUAAACAAUGUUAAUGAACAAUAUCCAUGAGCUCUCAAAACGAAUAAACAAAUUUGUAGUAUCAAGGUUAGAACUAAUCAAAUAAGGUUAAAAAUGUAAACGUUUCAAACAUUCAAACAAGCUCAAAUUGAGGGGUCGAUAAUAUAUAAAUGAAUCAAGCUUGAAUCAAGUUUGUCAAAAAGAAACCAAAUCAAACUUGAAUAAUGGUUUUAACAGCUUGGUUCAUUUUAGGUUUGACUUGACUUGGUUUGGCUCGGUUAACUUAUCAAAUAAGCUUGAAUAACAUGAGGCUUGGCUUGGCUUGACUCGGCUCGUUUAUAUCUAGUAGUGAUUGAUAACUAUGAUUAUGCAUUUUUUCCUGUAUUUAGUUGCUCGUCGAACUACUGUCAAUUUUAUUCACUUUUUGAUUCUGUGGUUCUUUGAUAGGCUGAUAGUUUACCUUUUGUCCAAUUUUGAAAAUAUUUCUACCCAAUUCUUUUCUAUUUCUCUUUUCUUGUACUUAAAUUGUAUCUGGCUGUUAAUUGGACUCAUGACUACUAUUUCUAGCCAUUUACCUUUGACAAUACGUAAUCUGUAUUUCUUGGUCUGGGAAAUAGAAGUGUACAAAUCUGUUUUUUUGCUGGUCACUGUCUAAAAGAAUUUUGAUUGCGGUGUUUAUUAUUCAUUUAAAACUGAAUUGUGACACAUUCUAGUUUUUGUUUCUGUUUGGCUUCUUCUGGAAAAGAGCUUCAGAGUUUUCUUCUUGGGUGGCUUCUACAGACUGCCAACUAAAUCUAACUAUAGGACUGAAAUUGUAUUAUUCUUAAUUAUGUUUGUUAAUCUAAAUGGUUUAUUGUCAUUAACAGUCGAUAGAAAAACUAAUUAAGAUUAUAUAUUUGUUACUAUCCAAACAUAACCAAACUAAAGUAAAUUAAGAUAUUAUAACUUUCUUUAGUUCAGUUUCUAUAAUACUUUAGUUCAGUUCUUAAGAUUAGAAUUAAAUAUUUCAAGUUUCUUUGGUUUUUUGUUCCAUUCAGAUUAAUUUUAUAGAACACAUACAUAUUGUUGCUUUGGGAAUGUAUAUUGUCAUAAUAAUUUGUCGUUCAAUCCAUCAGAUGAAAAUGGAUCGGAGAGUGAUUUCUCACUUGUCUCUGUUAACACAUGUACUGAUGCAUUCUUAUUUAGUCUUCAAAAAAUUUGGUGUGGAAAUUGUAUAGGAGGAUGACCUUGAUGUAUUAUACCUACUCCAGAUGUCUUUCGGCUUACUAUAAGGUGCUUCCUAAUAUUAUUACUUGUAGCAUUCAUCAGCAAUAUUGUUUGUCAUAGUUCAUUAAAGCUGAUUAUGCCUGUGCAAGUAACAAAUAGUAUGCAUCAAUGAAAAGUGCUGAAGAUUAUGCUUUGCUGAAAUUGCAUGCAUGCCAAAUUUGUUUCUGCAAUCUACUUACAGGGUUGUCAAUGACCUAUUUUGGGUAGCUGGUUUCACUUUCUGAGAGUUCUACAUUCGACAGCAUGAGCAACUUUUUGCUUUGCAUUCUGUCUUUUGCAUGUGAACUUAGAGGUUGAUGGACAAAAGGCGAUGUUAACUUGUUGCAUGUUCUCAUAUCCUUUGUUGGGAGCUUAUUCUUCUUUUUUUCAUUGUGGGCAUUUCUAACUUCAACUAGCAAUAUUCUUUGCUACGAUCCUACUAGUUUUAAUCAUACAGGGAUAUGAUGGGAGCAAAUGGACUUAUUUUAAUCAAUUGUCAAUUUGUAAAAUUUCUCCUAAUUAAUUAGAUAAAUGAUCCUUUUGGCUUCAGUUUACAAGUCAUGCUUCAGUUUAUAAAAUUGUCGUGGCUGACAUUUUGGAUGCUGACCACACAGCUAAUAGUUGAAAGUGAUGCAAAAAUAUUCUUCUGUUUCUUCAGUUUAAUGAAAAAGAGUUAUGUGAGCAUUAGUUGCAACCAUUUAAGAAUGAGUUUGCUGCAAGCGUAUUAGAAUUUUUUUUAUGCUUAGGUUAGUACUUGAAACUUGUAAAUAGAUAGAUGACAAGAUGCUUCUUACAUAUAAAGUACACUUGGAUGCUUCUUAUGCACUAGAAUAUGAUAGUUUAACCUUGUUUGUGUUCCUUGGUUGAGUCAGAAACGAUCCAACUCAUGUCUUCUGGUUGUACUGCUAUUGGCAUAAGCUGUUACUUGCCAAACCUGAAACAGAAGCUAAACCAGUCAGAUAGCGUAGAGGUUGAUGGCCAAAGUUAUUGGUAGAUCAUCUGAAUUUGACAUCAAUUAUAAAUGCAUUACUUCCACUUGUCUCCUGUUUGUUUAUUGUGCAAGCUUGGUGCAAUUCCACUGCCUUUCCAUUAACCUUUUCUCUGACUCAAAACUGGACAGUUACAGCAGAGUUGACUUUUAACUUUAUAAAAAUCUGCUGAUGAACCACAUAAAGGUCAUACCUGGUGGAGCAAAAACCUCUUCUUUUAAUUUGUUUGUUAAAUUACCUCAUGCCUCACCUGCUUUUGUAUUUGCCAAGAGUAGCAAUUAGGAACUUUCUCAUGAUGGAUCAUCACCAAACCUUGCAACUAUGAGUUCUUAUCCCUUCAAAACCAAGUCAAACAAGCUUCUCAUCUCCCCUAACCCACCCACCGAAAAAUAACUCUGGAUCACUCAUAUCUUUGUAUCUGUCACUCUAAGACUGCAGGUGGACCUUUUCAUUAGGUUUUUGACACCUGAAGCUAAAGCUCCAUUUCAACCAACAUCAAGAGGUCCAAAGCAAGCUUCAACUGCUACAAAAUCUUGAGGGUGGUGGAACUUGGAGGCGAGAAGAGGAUAAAGCCUCAACAAAGGAAGAAUGAUUCAAUGAACCGGUUCACUUUAUGGAGUGCAAAGUAUGAAGAAAUUAGAGAAGCUGUUCUUCAAGUGCACAAGGUGGCAGGUUGAAGAAACCACGGAUCUCAUCAACUGCCCUUACCAUUACUUCUGCGACAGCACUUACCAGGAAGACUACACUCCGGUCGUCGACUUUCUUGUGCUCCUCUUCAUCCUUAUGUCGUUCUUCUCUGCCACUGUCUUCACUCUUCUAGAUUUCAGCCAGAGACCAACCUCGGCAGCUGAUCUCGGUAUUGGGAGAUUGAAGAGAAGGUAUCUGCUGCCUUCAGGACCAGCUCUCCUCCAACUCGUCUACAUUUCAGCUCUGGCUUUCAGAAACAGAGAUGAGAGCGACAUGAAGUAUUCGGUGCUCGAAGCAUCAACAGUUUCUGGGAUUCUGCAUGCAAGUCUGCACCUGGACUCAAUCCUGGUGGCUUACUACACAGGGCUGGCAGCUCUGAGGGAGUCCACCUUCUCCAGCCUCUGCGCCUCGUGUGUGUGCCGCAAGGAUGCACUGGUCCUCGGCGGGAGCCUUUCAGGCUACCGGGGCUGGUCGAAGGCCACAGUGUUGACAGCCAUUGCUAUUUGUUCCAGAAUGGUGUGCAGGGUCUUUGGGGAGGAAAGGUUGAGCUUGGCGAUCAGGUUGGCAGUGGAAGGUGUCAGCUGGAUGUUUGUUGCAGAGAACUCGAUUGGCCUGUUGAUGGGAGUUGCAGAUUGGAGCUUGCUUGAUUUGGUUGUGUAUGGAGGGAUCUGUACUUUGAUCUUUCUCAAUUUCCUUAGAAUGGGCAUCAAUCUGCUUGCUUCCAUGGCAGGGAAGAAUGGCCAUCAGGCUGAAAAGAAGGCUUUCUGGUGCCAUGAUGUGGAGAUGCAACAAUGAUUGAGUUGGCAAUUUUAUUAUGAUAGGCAAACCAGAAGGGAAGAUUAUCUACCUUCAGGUUUAGAGAUUCUUUUAUAGAUUUUUGGUGUGCAUCAACUAUAACCUUGCAAUGCAAAAGAUGGUGAAAAAGACAAAAAUGGUAUCAUAA
Molecule: messenger RNA, 3844 nt
Organism: Zingiber officinale
Lineage: Eukaryota; Viridiplantae; Streptophyta; Magnoliopsida; Zingiberales; Zingiberaceae
Exons: 2
Coding region: 2842-3696 (284 amino acids)
Source: RefSeq, a predicted model, not a curated record